AGUUGACGUACAGCCCUCAAGCUUCACUAACCCUUACCCAUAAAAAUAUAUAAUAUUUAUUUGAAAUGCACAUCGCAAGUUUGCUAUUUUGUGUCCUCGUCAUUUGGCACAAUUACGAAUCUCUGGCCAAUCCUCCUGAAAGUCCUGUUCAGCAAUGUCUUGGAUUUUGUGAUCUAAUGGGUCGUGGUCAUGAUAGUAUCUACCAGCAAGAGUGGAAUAAGACAGAGACUAGGAUAAAGGCCCUGCAGGAUCAAAUAACUCAAAUCGAGACACAACUGUCAAAAUCAAAACCGAAACUUGACAAUUUUAUUGAAAUCGGCACAAGGUAUUUUUACAUAGAAGAGGACUUUCGAGUUACUUGGUUCACGGCAGUUGAAUGGUGUCGAGACAAGGGAGGACAACUGGCGGUCAUCCAGAAUGAAGAGGAACUAAACGCCAUUAACGCCAAGCUCGACCCAAAUAGUAGUUACUGGCUGGACAUCAAUGACUUGGCUUAUGAAGGUCAAUACGAGUCUUGGACAUCCGGCAAGAGAGCUCCCUAUCUCAAGUGGUGGGGCGACGAACCCAACAACAGCAACGAGAAUGAGGAUUGUGUGCUUCUCAAGGAAAAUGUAAUGCGGGAUGAGGCAUGUUAUAAUUCCUGUUACUAUAUAUGCCAAUCAGACAUUGUUGAUUGGUAGAUAGAUUUAUAUAAUGAAUUCUUUUGGUUAAAAUAAUAAAGAUACUCUAGAAGACACACAUUAAAACGU
This is a messenger RNA of Drosophila ananassae, 749 nucleotides long. Its product is annotated as C-type lectin 37Db. The record is from RefSeq and is a predicted model, not a curated record. Gene Ontology annotation, biological process: biological process involved in interspecies interaction between organisms. Gene Ontology annotation, cellular component: external side of plasma membrane. Gene Ontology annotation, molecular function: carbohydrate binding. The transcript has a single exon. Bases 66 to 680 code for a protein of 204 amino acids. NCBI's taxonomy places the organism in Eukaryota, Metazoa, Arthropoda, Insecta, Diptera, Drosophilidae.